GUCAAAUGCUAAUCAACGUUGAUCGACCGCCGCCGCAUUGGAAUCCGAUAAUAUCGUAAGAAGACGAAUGUCGUUCAGACAUUCUAAGGUCGUCUAGGUCCAAUCAAAAUCCCGCCCACCUACGGUCAACGUUCCUUCAUUUUUCUCUUCACUUCGAUCAAUCGAGUAAAGAUCAGGGUCACUGAAAGAACCCCAGAAGAUCUCCAUUUCAACGAUGGCUUCUGGGGCUCGAUUGCUUGUGUUGGAUUUUGCCCUAUCUUUUAUGUGGUUAUGGUCGGGGGUUUUGGUUAAGAUCUUUGUUUUCGGGUUAUUGGGGUUCGGAAAUGAUCCGAUUGGCGAGGUUGUCAAGGCUGCCUUUUCGAUUCUUAACAUGUUCUUGUUCGCGUUCUUGGUGGAAAUUUCCAAAGGGGCGGCUUACAAUCCUCUUAAUGUCUUGUCGGCUGCUUUUUCUGGGGGUUUCAGUAGCUUUCUCUUCACUGCUGGUGCCAGAAUUCCUGCUCAGGUACUUGGAGCUGUCACUGCUGUUAGGCUGAUUAUCCACACGUUUCCCGAAGCAGGACGAGGACCCCGUUUGAACGUUGGCAUCCAUCACGGUGCGUUGACAGAAGGGUUGUUAACGUUCGGCAUCGUCUUCAUCUCACUCGGACUUUCAAAAAAAAUCCCUGGAAAUUUCUUCAUGAAGACUUGGAUCUCAAGUUUCUCCAAGUUAACACUUCAUGUUCUUGGUUCUGACUUAACUGGUGGCUGUAUGAACCCCGCAUCCGUAAUGGGAUGGGCAUACGCUCGUGGGGAACAUAUAACGAAAGAACACAUUCUUGUAUACUGGAUUGCUCCGAUUCAAGGAACUAUAGCAGCGGUAUCGACGUUUAAGGUACUAUUUCGAAAACCGAAAGAGGAGGAAGUAAAUACAAAGAAGAAAUCAGAAUGAUUAAGGUUGAUGAAGUGAGUUGCUCUGCUGAUGGAUUCCUUAGCAUUGUUCAAAAUGUAUAUAAUUGUUUAGUGAUCUGUGCAUGCUUUUCUUGCUAUUCAAGAUUGCACGUUUUUUGUCCACUCUAGCUAUGCGUAGCUCGAUGGAUAAGACCACCGAUUACUUGAAUAAACGUAGAAAGAUCGUACAUUUUGUGGUGCUAA
Cucurbita maxima (winter squash) is the source of this 1131-nucleotide messenger RNA. Its product is annotated as probable aquaporin SIP2-1. Gene Ontology annotation, molecular function: channel activity. Gene Ontology annotation, biological process: transmembrane transport. The transcript is spliced from 3 exons. The record is from RefSeq and is a predicted model, not a curated record. The coding region runs from base 215 to 928 and encodes 237 amino acids. Lineage: Eukaryota; Viridiplantae; Streptophyta; Magnoliopsida; Cucurbitales; Cucurbitaceae. Gene Ontology annotation, cellular component: membrane.